AUGCCUAAAUCCCCAAAAUUUGGGUACCCCGGAGGAGCCGUGAUGCCGAUUUUCGACGCGAUAUACCAGUCAACUGACUUUGACUUUAUUCUGCCUCGUCAUGAACAAGGAGCAGGCCAUAUGGCAGAGGGAUACGCCCGUGCGACCGGAAAGCCCGGUAUCGUCUUAGUCACUUCUGGCCCCGGCGCCACCAAUACUGUCACGGCACUCAAUAACGCAUUUAAAGAUGGGACGCCAUUGUUAGUGUUCUCGGGUCAGGUCCCAACGGAUGCUGUCGGCUCCGAUGCUUUUCAAGAGAUGGAUAUUGUGAGCAUCACACGGCCCUGUACGAAAUGGUCUGCUAUGGUGACAGAUAUCAAGUUUCUCCCACAAUACAUCAGCCAUGCCUUCAACGUGGCUACAAGUGGAAGGCCCGGACCUGUCUUGCUAGAUAUGCCGAAGGAUAUCACCGCGGCCACAAUACAGGAGCCAAUAUGCUUGCCGAAACUCUCAUCUGCAGUUGAAGAAGAAAACCCCGAGGAUUCCCUUGACCGACAUAUCAAGAAAAAGCUACGAGAAGAAACCAUCCAGCGCUGUGCACAACUCAUCAACCAAUCCCAGAAACCGGUCAUCUAUGCUGGACAAGGUGUUGUAUCCUCUGCACUUGGCCCGACACUUCUACGCCAAUUAGCCGACAAAGCUUGUAUUCCCGUCACAACCACACUGCUUGGCCUUGGUGCUUUUGACGAAUUCGAUGUGAAGUCGUUACAUAUGCUAGGGAUGCAUGGGGCUGCAUAUGCCAAUCAAGCAAUGCAGAAAGCGGAUUUGAUUAUCGCCUUAGGGGCUCGCUUUGAUGAGCGAGUCACUGGCAAUGUUGCAAAGUUUGCACCUGCAGCGAAGGCUGCAGCGGCAGCAGGCAAGGGUGGAAUCGUUCACUUUGAUAUCAGUCCCAAGCAAAUCAACCGAGUUGUCCAUGCUACCGAGGGUGUUGAGGGAGAUAUUCAAGAGAGCUUGACAGAUCUUUUGCCUUUCGUGAGCGCAGUUUCCCACCGCCCAAAAUGGUUUAACCAGAUCGAAGAGUGGAAAAAAAGACACUCGCUUCUCUCACUGGACACGCACCACAAGGCAUUGUCAAACGAAAAGACCGAUCCGCAAGUCUUAAUCGAAAGGCUCAGUCAAAUGACCCACCACCUUCGUGAUGAGACUAUAAUUACUACUGGAGUGGGCCAGCACCAGAUGUGGGUAGCCCAACACUACAAGUUUACGCCUUCUCGUCGUCUGAUUGCCUCUGGUGGUGCCGGAACAAUGGGAUUCGGUCUGCCUGCUGCUAUAGGAGCUAAAUUGGCUUAUCCAGAAUCUCUGGUGAUCGAUAUUGACGGGGAUGCAUCAUUCAACAUGACUUUGGCCGAACUUAGCACAGCCGUCCAGUACAAUCUUGGAGUGAAGGUACUUUUGCUGAAUAAUGGGGAGCAGGGAAUGAUUACACAGUUGCAGAAUAUGUUUUAUAAGAAGCGCUAUUGUCACGCGACCCAGAAGAAUCCGGAUUACGUUGCCCUUGCGGUUGCGAUGGGGGUGGCUGCGCAGCAGUUAAGUGACUAUACGCAGAUAGACGAGAAGCUCCAGUGGCUACUUGACACGGAGGGGCCUGCAUUACUUGAUGUGAUCAUCGAGCCUAAUAUGCCUCUCUGGCCAAUGGUUAUCCCAGGAGCGUCGUUGGAUGAGAUGUUUCUGUCGGACAAGGUCCAAAUGACCGAUGACAAGAAGUGA
This is a messenger RNA of Penicillium atrosanguineum, 1746 nucleotides long. RefSeq lists its product as uncharacterized. The transcript is spliced from 2 exons. Lineage: Eukaryota; Fungi; Ascomycota; Eurotiomycetes; Eurotiales; Aspergillaceae. The record is from RefSeq and is a predicted model, not a curated record. Gene Ontology annotation, biological process: L-valine biosynthetic process. Gene Ontology annotation, cellular component: acetolactate synthase complex; mitochondrion. Gene Ontology annotation, molecular function: acetolactate synthase activity; magnesium ion binding; flavin adenine dinucleotide binding. Bases 1 to 1746 code for a protein of 581 amino acids.